This is a messenger RNA of Lachancea meyersii CBS 8951, 1035 nucleotides long. The record is from the annotation of a GenBank genome assembly. NCBI's taxonomy places the organism in Eukaryota, Fungi, Ascomycota, Saccharomycetes, Saccharomycetales, Saccharomycetaceae.
AUGUCGGUCAACUACGAGCAAGUGACCGUGGCGCCAUUGGUGCUACUUUCAGUUUUGGACCAUUACAAACGUAUCAACACACCGGCUCAUAAGAGAUGCGUGGGAGUGAUUCUAGGUUCUGUACAGGGCACGACGGUAAGAGUGACGAAUUCGUUCGCACUUCCGUUCGAAGAAGACGAGAAAAACCCGGAAGUGUGGUUUCUGGACCACAAUUACAUCGAAAACAUGAACGAUAUGUGCAAAAAGAUCAAUGCCAAGGAAAAGCUUAUUGGAUGGUAUCACAGCGGCCCCAAACUAAAGGCUGCGGAUCUGAAAAUCAACGACCUCUUCAAGAAAUACACAGGAGAGCGUCAGCAGCAGCCGCUGCUGCUUAUCGUAGAUGUCCAGCAACAGGGCGUAGGACUACCUACAACGGCUUACACGGCUGUUGAGCAGGUGAAAGACGACGGGACGUCGACGGAAAAGACAUUUUUGCACCUGCCUUCAUCGAUAGAGGCAGAGGAGGCCGAGGAAAUCGGCGUUGAACAUCUACUUCGCGAUGUGCGUGAUCAGGCCGCCGGCGGGCUUUCUGUCAAACUCACAAAUCAGCUCAAGUCUUUAAAAGGUCUACAGCAAAAGCUCGCAGAUAUAGCUGCUUAUUUGGAAAAAGUCAGUCUUAGCAAAUUGCCUGUGAACCACACGAUUUUGGGUAAACUUCAAGAUGUUUUCAACCUGCUCCCCAAUCUGGGCGUUCCCGAUGAUGACGAGAUCUCAUCGACUUCUGAUGUCCAGCUUGCGGCUGCCUCAAACACUUUGCAAAGAGCUUUGGCGGUUAAGACCAACGACGAGCUUAUGGUAAUUUACGUCAGCAACCUUGUACGUGCCAUCAUUGCUUUCGACAAUUUGAUUGAAAACAAAAUCCAGAACACCAAAUUGCAUCGUCAGCAUGAGCAAGCGCAGACUGAAGGCACAAACUCAGACAAAAACACUGAAGAAGAAUCUUCUUCUACCAAGGCAACGACAAAUGAGACCGAAAAUCGGCCAUCAGCUUCAUAA